AAUGUGUUGGUCUGUGCUUUUCAGUAGGCCCGACAAGUUUGCUACCUGAACGCUUCCGCCAUCGGCUUGUCAGAUUCCGUCAGCCUUGUGGCUCCUGCCCAAAUACCCCUGUUGCCACUGGCUGGCGCUAGCUGAGAUUCCCCGGCCUUGCAUGCUAUGCUAGCGUGGUCGCAUGCGCUGUUCCUGUCCCCUUGCAUCAGAGUAGCUGGCAACAGAGACAGAACUAAUGGUCCUAUAGACCACUCACGACUUCCUUUCCAUCUUUCGCCUUCCGCAAAUUCAUCAUCAAUCCUCUGGGCUAUCAAGCAAUCUGCGCAAUCUGCCUGUCUUGAUUCAGCGCAUGAUCUGCGAUGUGUCGAUUCCUAGUCUACAAGGGGAGCGACGAGAUCUUGCUCUCCAAGUUGAUUCUUGACCCGACGCAUUCAAUUCUCAAGCAGUCGUUUGAUUCUAGGCUCCGCUUGGACACCCGUCGAGGACAGAACAAUGCCGAUGGCUUUGGUAUUGGCUUCUACACCGACCCAAAACUAGGCGCCGCCCCUUGCCUAUUUACGUCGACCAUACCCGCCUGGAACUGUACGAACCUGCAGAGAAUAGCGUCCAAGACAGCAUCCCACCUGAUCUUCGCACAUGUCAGGGCAACGACCGAAGGUUCCUUGAGCGAGGACAACUGCCACCCCUUCUGCCAUGGCAGCCUGAUGUGGAUGCAUAACGGCGGACUGGGGGGAUGGAAGCACAUCAAGCGGCGCCUCGGCGAGCGACUGGCCGACAAAUGGUAUCUGGGCGUCGUCGGUGGCACCGACAGUGAGUGGGCCUUUGCUCUCUUCUUAGACACGCUCCAGCGGAUGGGCCAUGACCCGAGCUCCCAACGGCCGGAAGGGUUCGGGCCGACAGUGUUGAGGAGGGCUAUGCUCAAGACGAUUGCAAUCAUCAAUGAGCUCAUCGACCAGAUUCCCCAGAGUGUCAUCCACGCCGAGAAUGUUGACACCAGGAGCCUGUUGAACUUCUCCGUUGCCGACGGACACAGCAUCAUCUGCACCAGAUACGUCAGCAGUUCCUCGGACGAGGCUGCCAGCCUAUACUACUCGUCGGGCACCCAAUGGGAGUCGAGAGCGCCGUCGACAGAUGACCAAAACUUCCAGAUGGCACGGCGCGACAAAGGCGCGGAUAUCGUCCUGGUUGCGAGUGAGCCGCUGACUUUUGAGAGAGAGAACUGGGUCAACGUCCCCACGAACUCGAUCCUGACUAUCCAUAACCAAACUGUCAUGGUCCACCCCAUAGCAGACAAAUACUGGAACAGGGACCCUCACCACAGACGGUCAGCAGCAUACGUUCAAACUAAAGGUCUGGCUGCAAACGAAAAGUCGGCCACGACGAGGACAGCGACGCCACUGGCCACUCCAGCAAUAGACCUGGAGAUUCACAGGAGAUAUAUGAGCCCCAUCAUUCCUUUCGCGACGAACACCCGAUCCCGCACCCCCGAGACGUCGAACCUCUCGCGGACCCAGACGCAUUCCUCCUCGGAAUCAUCUUCCUUGCCACCCGACGUCCGUUCUAUCACGGCCCCGCCCGUUGUCCGGUCAUCCCAACAAGCCCCCUCGCAAGGCAAUAUCAAGAAGAAGAGAGCCUCGCUCAGCGCCAUCGAUACCACACAGGCAGGCUCUGCAAGCGCAGUUGCCGCCAACGCCGCUUCCCACCAAGAGCAGGAGGCCCAUAGCCCCGUCACCCCUGAUCUUCCCAGGACGGAAUAUGGCAACCCGAAUAAGAUUGCCCAGUUCUUCCCUGAACUCACUCUCUCACAGUAGCUUCAUGGUCGUUAGGAAAGGGUGGGCUGAGAGUUGUUCUCGGCGAGUAAUGAGUCACAUAUUCCAGCGCGGCGUUACCGGUAGAGUGGACAUUUUUAAACUUGGGGGCGACUGUAUUAAUUCUCGGCCUUGGGUUUCAUAAUCGUCGAUGGUACCGAUCCCCAUUUCUGUGUUCAGUAGGAGUCUUUAGGUCCAAGAUUGAAAUUCGCGAGCUUUUGAUUCCACUACUGGAUUCGUCUUAUGCUUGUCCCGGAUGACUUUCACUUCACAUUGCUACAAUAUUUCAAGGCCACCCCCUGAACAAGACAAUGGUCGGGAUGUGCACUUAAAUGUUAUAAAUUGUGAUCUAAUUCGCUAGUCGAGUCAACUGCCCCUGCCCGUU
Messenger RNA from Phialemonium atrogriseum, 2184 nucleotides. RefSeq names its product nucleophile aminohydrolase. Gene Ontology annotation, molecular function: omega peptidase activity. The record is from RefSeq and is a predicted model, not a curated record. Gene Ontology annotation, biological process: glutathione catabolic process. The coding region runs from base 351 to 1802 and encodes 483 amino acids. NCBI's taxonomy places the organism in Eukaryota, Fungi, Ascomycota, Sordariomycetes, Cephalothecales, Cephalothecaceae. The transcript has 4 exons. Gene Ontology annotation, cellular component: cytoplasm; glutathione hydrolase complex.